AUGAGAAACCCCAGUUGGAUUAGAAAGAACUGGCUUCUUGUGGCCGGAGUGACUUUCGUAGGUGUCCAUCUUGGAACAUACUUUAUACAGAGAGCUGCAAAAGAGUCUGUGAGGUCUCAGUCCAGAGACAAACAAAAGAAUAUUGAAGAAUGAAGCAAAAUAAACACUUGAAAUUAAUGUCAUUAAAUUAAUAUAUGCUGGUUAUUGUCUGAAAACCACUUGAUUUUAUAGCUGAUAAUACUAAAUAUGCAGGCUUUCACCCAUGAAGAAUAGUUUUUAAUGUUAAGACAUGUGAUGGUGCAAUAAAUGAAAAACAUGUAAACAAAAUAAAGCUGCCUGUACAAGUUCCACCUGAA
This is a messenger RNA of Peromyscus maniculatus bairdii (prairie deer mouse), 356 nucleotides long. RefSeq lists its product as uncharacterized. Lineage: Eukaryota; Metazoa; Chordata; Mammalia; Rodentia; Cricetidae. The record is from RefSeq and is a predicted model, not a curated record.